AUGUUUAAGAAACAAUACUCGGUGUUGGCGGUGUUGUUAUACGCCAUUGUGCUGUUUGUUUUACCAUUUGCUUCAAAUGUUCAAGUUGAUGCUGAUUCUGAGAAUUACGGAACUGUUGUUGGUAUUGAUUUGGGUACUACGUAUUCAUGUGUUGGUGUGAUGAAGAAUGGACGUGUUGAGAUUCUGGCGAAUGAUCAGGGUAACAGAAUUACGCCAUCGUAUGUUGCCUUUACGGAGAACAACGAGAGAUUGGUUGGAGAUGCGGCAAAGAACCAGGCUGCAUCGAAUCCUCAUAAUACCAUCUUUGACAUCAAGAGACUAAUUGGCCAGCGGUUUUCAGACAAGGUGAUCCAAAGAGAAAUUAAGCAUUUGCCUUAUAAGAUUGUCGAUCAAGAUGACAGGCCUGUUGUUAAGGUGGAAUAUAAUGGUGAGGAAAAGACAUUUACAGCUGAAGAAAUUUCUGCAAUGAUUUUAGGUAAGAUGAAAUCCAUUGCUGAAGAUUACCUUGGUAAGAAGGUCACUCAUGCUGUUGUUACUGUUCCAGCUUAUUUCAAUGAUGCGCAAAGACAAGCUACUAAGGAUGCCGGUACUAUUGCGGGCUUGACUGUUUUAAGAAUUGUCAAUGAACCAACUGCAGCGGCUAUUGCCUAUGGAUUAGAUAAGGGAGAAGAGGAGAGACAAAUUAUUGUCUAUGAUUUAGGUGGUGGUACCUUUGAUGUCUCUUUAUUAAGCAUUGCCGGUGGUGCCUUUGAAGUUUUAGCGACCUCUGGUGAUACCCAUCUAGGUGGUGAAGAUUUCGAUUAUAGAGUCGUUAAGCAUUUCAUCAAGGUCUUCAAGAAGAAACACAAUAUUGAUAUUUCAAGUAAUCCAAGGGCUUUAGCUAAAUUAAAGAGAGAAGUUGAAAAGGCAAAGAGAACUUUAUCUUCUCAAAUGUCCACUAGAAUUGAAAUCGAUUCAUUUGUUGAUGGUAUUGAUUUCUCAGAACAAUUGACUAGGGCCAAAUUCGAAGAACUUAAUAUAGAAUUAUUUAAAAAGACUUUGAAACCAGUCCAACAAGUUUUAGAUGAUGCCAAGGUUAAGGCAAGUGAAAUUGAUGAUAUUGUUCUUGUUGGUGGUUCUACCAGAAUUCCUAAAGUCCAAGAGUUAUUGGAAAAAUUCUUCAAUGGUAAGAAGAUCUCCAAGGGUAUCAAUCCUGAUGAAGCUGUUGCCUAUGGUGCUGCCGUUCAAGCAGGUGUCUUAUCUGGUGAAGAAGGUGUCGAAGAUAUCGUUUUGAUUGAUGUCAAUCCUUUAACUUUAGGUAUUGAAACCACUGGUGGUGUUAUGACUACCUUGAUCAAGAGAAAUACUCCAAUUCCAACAAAGAAAUCUCAAAUUUUCUCUACUGCCGUUGAUAACCAGAAUGCCGUUCUGAUCCAAAUCUAUGAAGGUGAAAGAGCAAUGGUGAAGGACAACAACUUAUUGGGUAAGUUUGAAUUAACAGGUAUUCCACCUGCUCCAAGAGGUGUUCCACAAAUUGAGGUUACCUUUACCCUUGACUCCAAUGGUAUUCUCAAGGUUUCAGCUCUGGAUAAGGGUACCGGUAAAUCCAACUCCAUUACUAUUUCCAACGAUAAGUCCAGAUUGACACAAGAAGAAAUCGAGCGUAUGGUUGAAGAAGGUGAGAAGUAUGCCGAACAGGAUGAAGAAUUGAGAAAGACCAUCCUCGCUAAGAACGAACUAGAGAACCAGGCUCAUAACUUGAAGAACCAAAUCAACGAUGAGGAUGGAUGGGGUGCUAAAUUGGAUGCUGAAGAUAAAGAAACGUUAUUGGAGGCUGUUGAAGAAGCAAUUAGUUUUAUUGAGGAGAAUGGUGAAACUGCAUCCUUAGAAGAGUUCCAAGAAGAACAAGAAAAAUUAACCAAGGUUGUCUCUCCUAUUGUCUCCAAGAUGUAUGCUUCCGAAGGUGGAGCUAGUGAAGGCUACCAUGACGAAGAGGAAGAUGAUGACGAAGAUGAUUGGGACCAUGACGAAUUGUGA
Messenger RNA from Pichia kudriavzevii, 2016 nucleotides. RefSeq lists its product as uncharacterized. The transcript has a single exon. Bases 1 to 2016 code for a protein of 671 amino acids. Gene Ontology annotation, cellular component: endoplasmic reticulum lumen; cytoplasm; endoplasmic reticulum chaperone complex. Gene Ontology annotation, biological process: protein refolding; endoplasmic reticulum unfolded protein response; cellular response to unfolded protein. Lineage: Eukaryota; Fungi; Ascomycota; Pichiomycetes; Pichiales; Pichiaceae. The record is from RefSeq and is a predicted model, not a curated record. Gene Ontology annotation, molecular function: heat shock protein binding; misfolded protein binding; ATP binding.